Verruconis gallopava is the source of this 830-nucleotide messenger RNA. RefSeq lists its product as uncharacterized. Bases 259 to 690 code for a protein of 143 amino acids. Gene Ontology annotation, biological process: endosomal transport. NCBI's taxonomy places the organism in Eukaryota, Fungi, Ascomycota, Dothideomycetes, Venturiales, Sympoventuriaceae. Gene Ontology annotation, cellular component: BLOC-1 complex. The record is from RefSeq and is a predicted model, not a curated record. The transcript has a single exon.
AUUUGGGAUGCUUGGCUUUGCUCCGGUGGUUGGCAUAUCCGUGGAGGCUGAAAGUGCAGCCCCUCGCAAGCUACCUUGCAAGGCUGUACAAAGCUCUCUGAGACUCAAUAUCUUGCUUUGAACCACGGUUAGAGCUAGUUUAUGCAGAAGUCCUUAAUUUACCCUCUCCAGGAUUCUCGAUACUAGUAGGACCUAAAGAGGCAAUCGGUGACAGCACAUCUCUAUACACCUUCGAGUCCGUCAAAUAAACAAACGACGAUGUCACAAACGCAGACCGAAGCAUCCUCCUCACAAACACCUAGCACUGCUUCUAAGUCUCCCGCAAGCACGCACACUAGCAUAGGCACGGACACGGCCUCGGCACGCGCCGCCGUACAAGCCUCUCUUGCAGCUGUUGGCAGCUCCUACGACAGCGACAUCCAGCGCCGCGUCCGAGACCUGCACGCAAAUUCCAAGGCCAUAGCGAAGCAGGAAGAAGAGCUUGUAAAAGCAACAGAGGCGCUAAACAAAGAGAGCGCAAAGUGGGCUAAGCUGGCGGACAAGACGACAAAACAGCUCAAUGAGUUCGGGGAUGUGCAGAACUGGGCGGAGGUGCUGGAGAGGGAUCUACUUGUGCUAGAAGAGACAGUCAGACUGGUGGAGGGACGGCCUGACGAAGGCAAUAUCAGUGGCGUGAAUAAAAUGCCCUGAUUCCGAUCAAAUCGGUCUACAUGUCGACCUGAGAUGUGUUUUUCAAACUUCUCUAAAUCACGAUAACCGUCUCUGCUUGUUCGGAAGAGAGGGGAGUAAUACAGCACACAUGAAAUAACUUUGGGAACCUCGAAGGAGAC